Clunio marinus is the source of this 714-nucleotide messenger RNA. NCBI's taxonomy places the organism in Eukaryota, Metazoa, Arthropoda, Insecta, Diptera, Chironomidae. The record is from the annotation of a GenBank genome assembly.
AUGUUGGUUUCAUGUUCACCUCCACAAAAUAAUGAGAAAGACCGUUCAGCAUUCUUUUUCAACCCACUUAUUUUUCUGAUUGAAAGUUUUAAAGAAGUAAAUCAAAAUAUCAUUCAGAAAAUUAAACUACAAACAAAAAUAACACCAUCAAUCAACUAUAAACUAGAAAUUGAAAGCAAGAAGUUGAUGCAAGAGAAAGAUGCAGAUCUGUUAGAUUAUUGUUCAAAUGUAAAUGCAAUGACUUUGGCUAACAAGAUAUUAAUUGACAUUACGAACUGGAAUGGUGUCUUAUCUUGCAAUGCUAUGGAUUUCAUCGUAAAACAUUCAAAACAAAACAUUAUCGCAAUCAAAAACAAAGACGGUUCAAAAUAUUCAAAGAAAAUUAUUCUUGAGCUUAUCGCACUCAAUCAACGGAAACAUUUUCUACCUUUGGGCAUAACUGAAUUUCUACAGAGGCUUGAAAAAUUUUUUAUCUGCAAUUCAGGCUCGAUAAAGGUAAUGAACCAAGACAUUUUAUCCAGAAUUUCAAAUGUCAAAGCGAUUCUUAUGCGAAAUAACUUACGAGAAAACUUUCAUCUUGAGACUUUAAAUAAAAUGCAGAAUAUUCAACUCAUCGAUUUGUCGAACAUAUGCAUAAGUAUGAUGUACCCUGAUGUAGGAUUAAAUGAGCUUAAGAAUGCUUUGAAACAUUGUGGGAAUGAACAUAUUUUAUAA